Pecten maximus is the source of this 9205-nucleotide messenger RNA. RefSeq lists its product as uncharacterized. The record is from RefSeq and is a predicted model, not a curated record. Bases 95 to 3463 code for a protein of 1122 amino acids. Gene Ontology annotation, molecular function: protein binding. Lineage: Eukaryota; Metazoa; Mollusca; Bivalvia; Pectinida; Pectinidae. The transcript has 22 exons.
AGAAACCCUGACAAGAUGGCGGCAAUGAUAGUAAACAUUCACCUGUUGCAGAGAUGAGGAUAGGUUUCCCACUGAUUCGUCAUGGAAUAGAACAAUGCCAGCCUCCAUCGUGCCAAUUGUUCGAACAAGGGAUUAUUCCCUGAAGCCAGUAACAGGUCUGAGAUAUGGCAACUUUGAGGGUGUGGUUCACCUGCCACCACUGGUUCAAGGCCCCAGGGUGGGGAUGCAGAACUUCUCCUUGAUCAACAACCAACAAAUAUACAGAAAGGUGACUGAAUGGUUUCAAACAUGGCGACCAUGGCAGCAGUGUGUUCUCCUCUGUGGAAUUGCAGACAGAUGCACAGUUCGACAGUUGGACAUGCUAGCAACAUCACUGGAACCUGUCAAGCACAGGGACUUCACUACUGCCCAUCGCUUACGAUAUCCAUCCACCCCAUUCAGGACACUUAAGUUGAGACAGGGUAAAGGUACUUCAAAAGAAACACUGAAUGACUCCAUGUCAGAGUUUUCUGACUUAUACACCGACGAAUUCAGUGAGUUGGGGACGCCCGAGUACCAGACUCUGAGUCCACUAAAGCAGUACAAUGACACGGAAUCACCAAGCUCCGAUGGCGGCAUCACUAAUUACACACCAUCAGUCUCUCCAUCUUUGGAGUCUGAGGUUCCGGUUAAAAAGUAUGGGGGCCGAUAUCCCCGUCUAGAAGUGGUUCAUGAACAUGGCGUCUUUAAUAAUCCACUGAAGCCACCACCAGUUCUACCAGAUGUUGUAGACUAUGCUGAUAAACUGUCUACUGCUAUUCUAGACAGUGUCAUGGGAGAUUUGAGAAAACAAAGAGUUGCUGAAGAAAAGAUGAUUAAGAAAAUACGCCAAAAAGCCAAGAGUAAAACAAUGAUUCAGUAUCAAGGUGGAUUUUCUCUACAAAAAGGGAGAAAAGUGCAUUCAAUGCCAAACUUAAAACUGUCAGAUGUUUCAGAAUCUUUUCCUCAACCUGCAAAGCUUAAAUCUCAAACAGGUGCAAAAAAUUCUAAAGUGAAGGUGAAGAGAAUGAAAAAUGGAGGAUUACCACAGGUUUCCAAGGGAAGAAACGUGACCUUGGCUCCAAUGUCUCGCAGUAACUUUAUAUGGAGAGAACAUACAAGAUUAUCAGACAUAUCUCAUAUUUCCAAAAGGAGCGUCAGUUUUGUACGGCAUCAAAUGUUCGGCAGGACCACCGUCAGUACUCCAGAUUUUUUCAGUGUGGAAGGUGUGGAGAGGUCAGGUGAGAUGCAGAGAGGUGUGAGGUUCAGUGCUAACUCCAGGUCGGCAGUGCUGGGGUCCCUACCCGUACCUCUACAGAGUAUGUACAAAGGAUAUAAAUGGUGGCCAUCACAGCCACACGAGGGCAUGCAGUACCGUAAACCUUCCAAGGGAGAUCUUCUCGCCCACUACAAACAACAACUUACAGAGAUUUACACGUGGCUGGGAGAAUUGGAAGACUAUGAGAAAAUCAACCUUCUCAAUGUGAUCCUCAAAAUAUCCAGCCCAGAUGCCCUCAACUUCCUGAUGAGCUACAUCAAACAGAAGUUACGAGAUGCCCGUGACAUUAACCGUCUGUCUGACAAGUUACUACUCUUCACCUUCUCCCAUCUCAAGCCGAGAGAUAUCUGUCUGGCUGCACAGGUAUGCAGAAGGUGGCGAUACUUAUGUGCUACAGAUUCACUGUGGAUGGUCAAGUGUCACGAGCUAGGUGUGGAGGAAGGCAUUGAGAAUAUGGAGGAUAUUGUUGUGAAUGCAAACAUCAACAAAAUGGGUAUUGACUGGCGACUCGCUUACAUAGAACUGCGCCGCAUCACAACUGUCACACGCAAAGCCAAAGAACGAGCGGAUGCUGAAUAUGAAGCCGAGAGACAGCGAAGGAGAGAAGAAGCGGCGACGCCCAGUGAGUUAGGGAAUAUCACAGUCUCGCGCUCCCCAUCACCACCGCCACUGUCCCCCACCGAGGGGGCCUCGGGACCUGGGAUAGAGGAGCUGGAGAUACAGUGUGGGACGAUGUCCAGUAUCAAAUUGGACGACCAGAAUAAAAUGGUACAGUGGAAAAAGAUAGAACGGGAGACCAGUGACCUCUGUAGUAGUGUGGUAUCCGAGGACCUCUCCCAAUACAGGGACUACGUGUUCCAGUCCACGGAGGACCAGCCUGUCAUCAGGCGGAACAAGUUGCCGUAUGAUUGGCGUCGAAAGCAGCAGGCCAGCAGUCAGGUGGAUGAGGAUGGCGACUCUCUGGCGACCCCACUCAGGAAGGAGAGAGUGAGGUCCGAGGACAUGCAGUUCCAGAUCAUGCGUGCUGACACUGGAGUGAAGUUUUUGACAGCAAAGGUAAAGGAAAAAUCUCCCGUGAAGAAGAAGUUUGAGAUCAAAGAAAAGGCAUAUGACAUAAGGACUGAACUACGACAGGCUAGCGACCUGCUGGGGAAAACUUUUCCCAGUAUGCAGUUGGAGUGGCAGAAACCUAACCUGGAUGAUCGGGGUUCGAUGAAGUCGAUGAAAUCUUCAAUGACCAAAUCUUCAUGCAUGACUGGUCGUUAUAUUGGUGUGGUCAAAAGUGUCCGGAGGGUCAGAAAACUACAGGGUCACAUGAAUGGUGUGUUAUGUGUCCAGUUUGACAAGCGACGACUGAUAUCCGCCGGACUUGACCGGACAGUCCGAGUGUGGGACAUCCGAAGUGGCCGCAGCAUCCAUAAGCUCUAUGGCCACAAGGGAGGAAUCCGAUGUCUUCACUUUGAGGAGAAUACACUGGUCACAGGAUCCUGGGACACCACACUUAUUGUAUGGGAUCUACGGUCCUUUGAGAAGAGAGCUAUCAUGGCCGAGCACACCGGCUGUGUCUCCUGUGUAACGAUGAAUCACGAAUAUAUUGUGUCAGGCUCCCAUGACCUGUCUCUAAGGGUGUGGUACCGCCCUACGUACCAACAGUACAAAGUCUUACGUGGACACAAAGGACUGAUAAACUGUGUCUCAUUUGAUGGACAGAAUGUUGUGUCGGGGUCCAGUGACAUGACUGUGCGAUUGGUGAACAUCCACACUGAACAAUGUUUAUACGUAUUUGAUGGAAGUCAGGACCAGGUAUUAACAGUGUCGAUUCAAGGGGAGUUAAUCCUGAGUGGGGACCUACAGGGACGUGUGUAUUUUUGGAACAAAACUUCUGGUGAGAGUGAAGCAGCUAUACAAGCCCAUGAAAAACCAAUCUACAAGGUCCAUUACCAUCAAGGUCGCUUCCUCACAGCCUCAGGAGACGGAACGAUUCGUGAAUGGGACAUGAUGACCAUGACCAGUGUACGACUGCUACAAGGCCAUCAGGGACCAGUCCGAGAUGCCAGGGUAUCUUCUGACCGCAUUGUCAGUUGCAGUGAUGACGGUACUAUACGAAUCUGGGACUUAUACGACAGUCGGAAACAAAUUGGCGGCGGGUACACGGGCAAUGGCUGACAAUUGCCAUUGUAUUACACGGUUCCCCAGUCGACACAGGUGUUCAAUAGCAGAUCAAAAUCUCCCCGAGUAGCUGAGGGCUAUAGUACCUCUGCAGAAGUUCUCCAUUCGUUUGAUGUGAGGUGCGAUACAAUAUCAGUGCCAGUACAGGGACCCUAGCCAGAAUUUACUCAUACACACCUGGUCCGGCUGUUUACAACUUCAAAUAAGGCGCUUUGUAUAUAUACACACAGAUUUUGUCUUUGGUAUAUAGAUCGCUCGGAUCACUAUAAAACUUCCUGGCACUUUGGUUUAAUUCAUUCUUGUGAAAGGAGUUCUCCCUACAAAACUUUAUUAAGUGCUCAAAAGUCUAAAGUUAAGGCCAGACUAUUAUAACGGCCGUUAUUUUUAUCUUAAAUGUUUUACUGAGAUACUGUACCUUGUAUACUGUGAUAUAAUUCCUUAAAUGUCUUCCCUUAUAAGAAUCGCCUGUAAAUAUGACGUUUCUCUGUUAGAUAUAAAUUCUAGGGAUACAAUAGAUAGGAACCAAUAAUUAAUUUUUCUACAUGGCUAUAGUCAACCUAAAACUGCAGAGAUAGUUAUCUCAUUUAAACCUUAGCUUAGUGUAAUUACAAUGAAGUGAAGUGUUGACUAUCAAAAAAGAUAUUUACAUUCCAUCACUCAAACCUGUAGGUAUUCUAUUGAAUCAUCGUUAUGUUUACGUUUCAAUAGUGUACUGUGCGUUGAUACACAGAUAUAAUACUACUUACCUUAUCACUUAAUAUGUUUGCUCAACAUCGUAUUAAAGUCUUUUAUAGAAUAUUAAUCUACUCGAUGAAAAUGUUAUUUUAAAAUUUUCUACAUAGACGUUUAUGAAUAUUUAUAGCAACAUUAUUUAUUUAUUAUUUAUUAUGUUACUUUCCGUCCGACUUGGAUGUAUUGCUUUCUUGCACAAUCACUAUAAGCUGUGAUAUCCGAUAUUUCUUUUAUACAAUGCAAUAUUGUUUUUAUUUUAACAAUUCCAUUCAAACAAGAUAUACAACUGCAUGGUUCUCUAAUCUUCCUGUACAGGCUUUUAGCUCAAUAUAAUCUGUUUUAGUCUAGUUUUUAUAUUAUCUAUGAUAGCAUUAAACUUCUUUAUUAAUUUUGAAUUCGUUCGUUUAGAAGGGGUACUUGAGACGUACCUGUGGAGAACUACAUCAGAUAAUGUUAUCGAUGCUGCUCUAUCAGGCUCUGUAUAUUACAAUCCAGUUGCGUGCAUUGGACGCCAACCAGCACAGGAAUUCACUCCAAUAUAAACUUCCCCGACUCUGGAAUUAGACACAUAUUGUGCUGCUGGAAGGUGAUGUAGCUCAGGGCAUCCAACAAACUUUUAUUUUAUUUCUCGACAGCUUAAAGAAUCCAUGAAGAUAUUUGACGUUGCCAGUUGUCUCAUUGUGGAGAAUAUUUACGACUUUAUCCCUGAAGUCAUUUCUGUUUUAUCUAGUCAUAUCUUAUCGGCAGAGAGUUUCAUCUCCAAAACUUGUCUCGCUUUCAAUGUUAUUUUUUAGUUCAAUUUACUGUGGUAGGCAAAUUUGUUUGUAAUUUGCUUCGUAUCUUAAGUUGGGAUAUUUUUAAUCUAAAAACCAUUAUAAGUAUUUAUGUUUUUUAUGACUGAUGAUUUUGUUGUUAAUCAGUUUUGUUCCAAUCUAUUUUCAAUCGUCGUGAACUCCUGAAGGGGUUUCCUUGCCAAUAAAUGGACGCUUGUCUCGCUCAAAAACAAAUGUAGCUUUAACUUUUAAAAUCUCAUCUUUAUACAACGAUAGUAGUUUGCCUUUCAUAAUUUGUACGUAAUCAUUCUAUUGAUAGUAGUGCAGGUGAUCACAGAUAAUACUGAUUAUACCCAUUAACAUACGUCUACGUCAUAGCAACGCAUAACACUAUGUUAUAAGUCAUUUUAAUGUAUUACCCUCUGUAUGGAAAUGCAGCCAAUGCGGCCCUAGUUGUGUUAUUUUCUGUUGCAAGUAAAAUUAGUGGGAUUCCAUGUCUAUAUGACAACAGAACGUUUGAGGAUAUUAUUUGAAGGCGAAUCAGUAAUGGAUAUUUUUAGAUAAUAUGUAUUUAAGGAGCCAAUACCAAAAUUAUGGUGACAUUUUAUUAGUGCCUUGUAGACACGUUCGGUCUACGAACAUACACUAUAACUAAACGUGAACGUUGUUAUUUUUGUACCGUUCAGUACAUGUGUACAGAUUUUAUAAUAGACUUUAAUUAGACAUUUUACUCGUAAAUUAUAUUUAAGUUAUGAUGAUGUAUAGAGUUUGGUUGCUUGUGCUCCAUUAGUAUAUUAAUCCGGCGUGACUCGACACGAUUGCAUUAAAAGUCCACACACGGCUUUCUCCGAACUGUGAUAUGAUAUAUUGUGAUAUUAUAAUGAAGCGCAGUUUUGCUUUAUUUAGGAAUUUCUUUUUUAAUUUUUUUUUUUUUUUUUUUUGUAACUCGUUUAUUGAAUUGUGACAUUUUGAAAAGAUAUUUCAUCUAGCGGGGAGGCGAUAAGUUUAAUUAAUAAAAUGACGUUGACGUAUUGAAUCUAUUUAAAGUUUACAAUUUCUCGUAAUUUUUGGUACUACACCUGCUUUUGAUUUUUGUUAUAACAGAUUUUAAGUAGAUAUACUUUCGAUAAGGUAUAUUUAUAUAUGUGUGUGUGUGUGCCUCUACUAUUUUGAAAUAAUGAUAAUAAUGAAGUAUUUUGUAUCAAUUGUCUUACAAAUGUACAAUCUCAAUCGGGUAAUAUGGUCAGAGAAUUUCCUUAUUAACAUAUAUAUUUGUCUCUUAUUGCUAAAAAAGCAUGUACAAUAUAUAUAUAUUGCUCAUAUUGUUUAUAUUUGUAUACUAUUUAUUUAGUAUAUAUUCUAGUUUAAAUUACAUAGAACACGUUCACUGUGUGUAUGAGUGUCUUGUUUUGAAGUGACCCGUUUGUUCGUACAAGCUGCAGCAAACGUAAUCUUAUUUGCUGUUAUAUCUCUGGCCAAAAUGGCAGAGUUGUAUCUCGUGGAGAUAUACUGGGAGUAUAUGUGUUUAUUAUAAAACUAUACAAGGUGCAAAGCAUUUUACGCAUGGUAAAUGCGUUGUACAACUUCCGUAAAUUAUCAUACUAUCUCCUUGAAAAUUCGAAUGUUGCAUUUGUUUUUGUACGUUUUGGCAAUUUCCAUAGUCCAGGUGAGAUUCUAGAAGUACUUAUCUGGUGACACAGAAGGUUAAAUACCCGAUUGUUAAUAAAUAUAAUAGCUCUUUUUCCCCCGGCUGUUUUUACAUUGUUUUCUGCAUAGUUUUAUUGGACUCUGAAUUUAUUUGCGGUCGAUCCUUCCAGAAUUCUAUAUAAAUAAUCACGAAUUAUUUUUUUCGAAAUGUUUUUAAUGAGUAAUUGUGAAGUUUAGUAUUGUGUCAAAAAGCGAUUUUUAAAAAAAAUAAAUGAAUAAUCAUGCUCUAAAUUUACUAUCAGUUUGCACACAUAGGAUGUGUACACCAUGCGUGUUUUUCCUUGUAAAGCACCUUCUUUAAUUACACACCUCGCAUUAAUACGGGUACAUUCACGUCAUAAGCACUUGAAAACGCUAAAUAUGUCAUGACAACUGCUUUGGUAAUAUGACAAUAUGUAUACGUUUUAUAUGACGGAAUAAUUUAAUUUUGAAUGACGUUCUGUUUCCUUUGGCUGCGUAAGAUUUUAAUUUGGACAAUAUUUACUAUUAGCGGACUAUUCAAAUCUAUAUAAUAAGUCACGCUGCAUAAUGCUGAUAUGUUGCAUUCAUAAAUGUCUCUGCAAGAUUUCAUAACAUGUGAUUCAAGACAAUAAAUGUAAAAUUAACAGCCAGAUAUUAAGGGGCGAGGCGAUUACUCGCACUGAUAUGAUCGUCUGACGUCAAAGAGUGCGCUAUCAAGUUGCAUUCCUAAUGUCUGACGUCAGAUACGGCGCUAUCAAGUUUUGUCCCUAACGUCAUCGAUUUUGAAAUCAAUUCACGUUCUGGACGAUGUGCUGGUCAUGUACUUAACAUUAUGUUGCAUGCGUUUUCCAUUUAUUUACGUUUGAGAGUUUUAGCGUUGAGAUUUGUGUGUUAGUUGUAUUUGUGAUGCUGUUGAUUUGCUGUUGUAUUUUUAGACAGUAUUUGUAUUGCUGUUACGAAUGGAAUCUCCAUUGUUUACACAGACACCUGUUGUGUGUUUCUUUGUUUUACAAUAAUCAAUUUCUGAAUUGUUUGUUAAAAUAUGUUUAGGUAAAACUUAUUGAAAUUGUAUACAAGUAGUCCACUUAACUUUGAUUAGGAGUUAUCCACACUCAAAACGAUAUAUUAUAUUAACUCGCGUAGUGUAACAAACCUCAUGUGAAUAGGAGAUUAAUUAAAUAAUAGCUGUUGUUGCCAUGAGGUUACAGUUUUUAUUAUUAAGAUAUUGCUACAAAUGAAAAAGUUUCUGAAUUCCUGCAAUGUUCCAAGUUUUCAAACUACAAAUUCCUGUUUAUGAAAUCAUGUUUAAAAGUAUACAUGUUAAUCUACACUGUAAAAGAUAUAUGGAACAAUUGUAAGAUAUACUGUUAAAAUUACGUUAAACAGGUUCAAUUUGUACUGUUAAAGCUUUAUGAAACAGACCCAAUUUAUACUGAUAAAGCAAUAUGAAAAAGGUUCAAUUUGUACUGUUGAAGCUAUGUGAACAGGUAAACAUGUACUUUGAAAGAUAUGUGAACACUGUUAAAGUUAUGUGAACAGAUUCAAUUUGGACUGUUAAAGCUUCGUGAACAGAUUCAAUUUGUACUGUUAAAGCUAUGUGAACAGAUUCAAUUUGUACUGUUAAAGCUAUCGUGAACAGAUUCAAUUUGUACUGUUAAAGAUUCGUGAGCAGGUUCAAUUUGUACUGUUAAAGCUAUGUGAACAGAUUCAAUUUGUACUGUUAAAGCUAUGUGAACAGAUUCAAUUUGUACUGUUAAAGAUUCGUGAGCAGGUUCAAUUUGUACUGUUAAAGCUAUGUGAACAGAUUCAAUUUGUACUGUUAAAGCUAUGUGAACAGAUUCAAUUUGUACUGUUAAAGCUAUGUGAACAGAUUCAAUUUGUACUGUUAAAGCUAUGUGAGCAGGUUCAAUUUGUACUGUUAAAGCUUCGUGAACAGAUUCAAUUUGUACUGUUAAAGCUAUGUGAACAGAUUCAAUUUGUACUGUUAAAGCUAUGUGAACAGAUUCAAUUUGUACUGUUAAAGCUUCGUGAGCAGGUUCAAUUUGUACUGUUAAAGCUAUGUGAAACAGGUUCAAUUUGUACUGUUAAAGCUUCGUGAACAGAUUCAAUUUGUACUGUUAAAGCUAUGUGAACAGAUUCAAUUUGUACUGUUAAAGCUUCGUGAACAGGUUCAAUUUGUACUGUUAAAGCUAUGUGAAACAGGUUCAAUUUGUACUGUUAAAGCUAUGUGAAACAGGUUCAAUUUGUACUAUUCAAGCAGUGUGAACAUGUUCACUUUGUACUGUUAAAGCUAUGUGAAACAGGUUCAAUUUGUACUGUUAAAACAAUGUGAAACAGGUUCAAUUUGUACUAUUCAAGCAGUAUGAACAUGUUCAAUUUGUAUUGUUAAAGCUAUGUGAAACAGGUUCAAUUUGAACUUGUACAAGCUUUAAAUAAUAUCAAUGAACAACAAUGCAUUGCGUACAAAAAUGAUCAGGAUGUUAUCGAAUUCAUUUAUUUAAACUGUUGAUGAAACAAAAUAUACACAGAAUCCAAAAUAUGUUGAUAAAUAAACAUAAAAACUACA